Molecule: messenger RNA, 4239 nt
Organism: Cicer arietinum (chickpea)
Lineage: Eukaryota; Viridiplantae; Streptophyta; Magnoliopsida; Fabales; Fabaceae
Molecular function (GO): protein binding
Source: RefSeq, a predicted model, not a curated record
CUCUAUCAUCUCACCUUCAGGAAAGUUUUCUGUAACUAAAAAUAAUACUACCCUGAUAAGAAUUAAAAACAUUUAUAAUGAGAAUAAAUAAAUCCAGGAUUUUUAUUUCUUAAUUUUUUUUUUCUUCAGAUUUUCUUUCCCUCUCCCGUACCAUCCAUGAACACCAAUUUGUCAAAUGCAUUGCGUCCACAACACCGUUUCUUCCUCACAACCUUCAUAACAAUGAUAACAACACAAACACACACUCUCCAAAUUCCCAUCAACAAAAAAAACAAUUCUUCUGAUUUAAUCACUCUCUCCAUUUUCCUCUGGUCUUCCAAACACCGUUGUCACUACUCACUCGAUUUGGACCGAAUCGUCCCUGUCCUUCAUCGCCUCACCCACCGUUACAAAACCCCCCAAACCAUUCUCUCAAACUUACAAUCUAUUGGUUCUUUAAAUUUCCCCAACACAAACACAAACCGUAACCCUAACACUUUCUUACUCUUGUUGAGGAUUAUUCAUCGUGCAGGUGAUCACAUUAUGCUUAUUGACACUUUUCACCAUAUGGUACAAUCUCACGGUUUUGUUCCGGAUACAUUUUCUCGUAAUUUACUUAUGGAUUCUCUGUUUAGAACAUCACGUUCCCAAAUUGCUUUUUCUGUUUUCCAACACACGAGUUCCCCUAAUUUCUUCACUUUCAACAUUGCAGUUUUUCACCUUUCGAAUUUGAAUUACUUCAGUGAUGUUGUAAAUGUUCUUAGACAAAUGUUGAGGUUGGGUUAUUAUCCUAAUGAUGUAACAGUUAAUGCGGUUAUGAAUUUGUUUUGUAAAGUGAAUGCCUUGUCGCAAGCUUGUCAGCUUUUGGGUCUCAUGGUUGGUUUAGGGAUUGAAUUGUCUGUUAAUGUUUGGACUGUACUCAUUCAUACGUGCUGUAAAUUGCGUAGACUCGAUGUUGCUAUCGAUUUGUUCCACAACAUGAUUCGAACUAGUUGUUCUCCUAGUGUUGUUACUUAUACUGCUUUAUUUAAGGCGUUUAUGGAAUCCAACAUGGUGAAUGAUGCGUUGCAUUUGUUGAAUGACAUGCUUUCUGUUGGCCUGGUUCCUGAUUUAGUUUUUUAUAAUGUGUUAAUUGAUUGUUUUUCGAAGCUUGGAAGGUACGAGGAUGCAAUUCAAGCUUUUCUAUGUUUGUCGGAACAAAAAAACAUUAAGCCUGAUUCUUAUACCUUUACUUCAUUGUUAUCCACAAUCUAUUUGUCUAGACGGUUUCGUCUCUUACCCAAAAUAGUUCGAGUUUGCAGACAUAUAGAUAUUGAUUUAGUUUUCUACAAUGCUCUUUUAAGCUUUUAUGUUAAGGUUGGGUAUCCUUCUUAUGCUCUUGGGCUCUAUAAGCGUAUUAUUGAUGAAGGUUUAGAGCCAGAUAAGCAUAGUGUUGCUGGGCUAAUAAGUGCACUUUGUGCUAAGAAAAGAAUUAAUGAAGCUGUUAAUGUGUAUCGUGGUGUUGUUAUGAAGGCUGAUGCUCACAUCCAUACUUUGAUAACGACUGAGCUUAUAAAGGCUGGUAAGUAUCACAUGGCUGCUGGUGUUUUUAGAUUAGCAGCAGUCAAGGAAUAUCCACUUGACAGGGUAGCAUUUGCUAUUGUCAUCAGUGCACUUGUUAGAAGUGGAAGAACUCUAGAGGCCAACAUGUUGUACGACCAGCUGAAGGAUAAUGGUCUGGAACCUAAUGCUCAGAUAUUUAAUAUGAUGCUUUUCAGUUGGUGUAAAGAAAAAGAUCUUCAAAUGAUUAAACAGUUGCUGAAAGAGAUGAUUGAUGCAAGGAUAGAGUUGUGUGACAGAAAUUUCUUAAACUUGUGUAAAUUUCCAUGUAGUUUGUCUUUGUUGGCUGAAAUGAGAGAUUUGGGUUUAUUAUCUGCCAAAACAUUGCAUGCCUUAAGCUUUGAAAGGCACGCUGAAAGUGUAAAAGAAAAAUAUAAACAUUGUGCUGAAGUUGAUGCAGAAUGGAACCUAGUUUUGGAUUCAUCCAGUUCUGAAGAUAUGUCUGAUGUAGCUGUGUCAGUUUGUUGAGCUACUAUGGUCACGACUACGGUGUAGCCAACUUCUGAUUGAAGGGUUCAUUCAAUUCCUAUAUCACGACUCGGCAAUCUAUCCACAAACUGUGGUGGCUGAUUUCAAGGACAUAUUUGAUUGGAACUCUAGAGAUUUGAUUGAACAUAUCAUGGUCCCUUUAUGAGGAAGGAAGGUUCUUAUGCCAUGAAUGUUUGCCUGCUUUAUAAUUAAUCCAGUAUCCCAACAGAUUGCUGCUUCAUGCUGUCACUAGCAAAAAAUACCUGUGCAUACGCACCGGUCACACGCCGUUGAUUAUCACAGACCACACAGACCAGAAGCUGUAAUUGAGCAUGUUCAAAGUAGAAGAAUUUGAUUAAGUGAGAGGAGUACAGAGACAAUAUCAAGCCAAGUGGUUGGUCCCAGUUAUGAUGGCAUUAGACAAGAGAGUUAUGAAUGGCUUGCAAAUCAAAAACUAGUGUUGCUGCUAACCAUUGGAUGUUCAGUUGAACCGUGAAAGCAGGCUAUGGUUUUAGUUUUACUAUUCACGAAGCCAAAACCAUCCUUAAGAUUUCACAAUUUUUACAGUAAUAUUUCCUUUUUCCACUUUACCCCUUUGAGAGACCAGACACACCACUUCAUCAUUUUGGCGUUGAAGAGAUGCAGUGCUCUGAUUGUAGGAAAGAUGAAGAUUUCUAGUUUUUGCUUCGUGUUUAUUUUUGUCUUUCAUAUGUUCAUAACUUCUGUUUGUUUUUAAUGUUAGUGUUGCAGAUUAGCAGAAGAUUGUGGCUUUAGUGUGGCGGUGAGCAUUGUUGCAGAACUUCAGAUGAUUGAUGUGUAAACUUGUCAAGGUUUUUAGAAUAUUUAGAGAUUUCGAGAUAGUGUAGAUAUGAAAUUUGGAUUUUGUACUGAAAAUGAUUUGAUGUCACAAUCAUAUUUUUGGACACAAAUCAGCUUUCUCAGCAAGUUUUACACAUAGCAAAAGUCUUGGCAUAAUUAAGGCACGCAAUUAAGUUAGACUAGCUAACAGAUCGAACAAGCAAGCUGGGUAUAGCUACAGGUUAUCAACAGUGGUAUAUAAUUGCGUUUUCCCCAUUUUUUUCUCCAUUACCGUUGGGUUGGAGUUUAGAGCUACAAAGAUCACACUAUCUUUAUAUCACCAUGUUCUGUAUUAUGCAAUUCUAUAUGACAUGAUAGUUUUCUGAGUUUUAGGUGGACCACGUAUUCCAGAUUCAGAUUUUGAGGUACAUGGCAACAACUCAGCAAAUGUAUUGCUUAUAUUCAUACAUGUGUGAUAUAAUUUGUUUCUAUUUUAUGGUAUUAGUUUUUCCUCCUUCGAUGGUUGUAGGCAUAUAAAAGAGGUGAGAAAAAUACACAUUUCCUAUCCUCGUUUUUACGGUGAAUGAACUUAUGUAAGGGAGUUUAAAAGAUGUAGUUCAAACUAAAUGGUAGUUAAAUUUUUUUUCUUCUUAAUCUCAAUCAUUAAUAACUUGGCAAAACUUUUUUCUUCUGAUGUUUUUAGUCUGUCCUCUAUUUUUUAUUUUCACAGCAACGUUUACUUUCACAAAUCAGGUUGCCAUUGUUUCCCCAAGUUUCGUUGAUUUUAUCCUUUCCCAUGUUUUCCCCUUUGAUGAGGUAAGCUCCUUUGGAAGAGUUUCUUGAUUUUGUAGAUAAUUCGUAUCCUUGCUACAUCUUGUGUUUUUAUGUUGGAAUUCUGUUUUUUUGUUGAUCUGCAUUUUGUUGGUAAGUUCUUUUUUAUGUUUUGCUUUUUAUCAUUUUGGUUGUAAUCUGUUUGUGUGCUGUCAGGAAUUCCACAUCGAGUAAAGGGUAUGUUGGGGCCUUGGGGGUUAGUUCCAUGAUAGCAUUAGAGGGCAUGUCAGAGGGUUAAUGCCAUGAUAGAAUUAGAGCAUAUGACCAGAAUGAGGUCUUGGGAGGAUCUUAGUAGAAAGGUCUUACGGGAAAGGCGAGAUUGAUGCCACUAGGACAUUCCAAUUGUAUACUGCCACCUUAUCGACUAGACUCUCUAGUUUGUUGGACAAGAGGUAGCUUCUUCGUUGGAUCCAUGUGUCGGAGUUAGUUGGUGGUUAGAUAGCAUUGCAUCUUAUGUGUACUUGCAUUUGUGUAGUAAUUAGGAUAUGUGCUAUAUGUGCAUUGUUGUUAAUAUGAUUGCUUAUGUAUUUUGAUAUUGUGUAAUAUAUUUAAAUUGAACGCUAA